UUCAUCAUUGGAUUCAUCACUUUCAAGACGCCCUCCAUCUCCCUUACUACCCUUACCCAAGCUCUCAACACCAUCUCCCUCAUCCCCCUCACCCCCCUCACUCAAGCUCUCAGUAUCAUCCCCCUCACCCCCUAACCAAAGCUCUCAACAUCAUCUCCCUCACCCCCUCACCCAAGCUCUCAGCAUCAUCUCCCUUAUCCCCCUCACCCAAGCUCACUGCAGCAUCUCCCUUAACCCCCUCACCCAAGCUCAAAUCAUCCCCUUCACUCAAAUUCAUUUCAUAGAUUUUACUCCUUGUUACGGGGGAGUGUUUGAUGUCGAGGGUACAUCGACUUCUCAUGUACCUAAUUUUGAAGAAGGAAUAUCGAGAGAAUGGGCGGCGGAUGAGGACGAUGAAGAUUUUAUUCCCGGUGAAGAUGACUUCACAGACGAGACCUCAGAAACCGAAUCAGAUAGAUCGGUUAAUGAUGAGAGUGAAGCCGAGUUCAUCGAAGAAGAACACCCAUUUCCUAUUGGUGGUCGGCACAUAUACCGCGAGAUGGGUGAAUGGGACCCGUCCAGGAUAGAUGCGAACGAGUAUGCUAUUCCACGGUGGAAUGGCGACAUUGAGACCAUACGUUUGGGUACAGUUUUCCGGAGCAAGGAAGAAGCCCAAACGGGUCUAAUGGCUUGGAACGUCGAUAAGUUGCGGGAGGUUCGGUCAAAAGAUUCAAAUCGGAAGACAUUCAAACUGGUCUGCAAAUCGAAUGCAGAUAUGCCUUGUCUGUGGAAGGCUCGGGUGAAUAAGUCCAGAAGGCAUGAUGAUUUGUGGGAAGUAACUGAAUGGAGUGACCAACACCCUUACAUGCAACAGGUCGACAGAAAUGACCACAGAAACGUGACCGCCCAUAUGAUUGCGAAUCUUAUAAUGAAUAAGAUUCAGAAGAAAGUGGAGUACAACGUUAACAUGGUCCAGGCUGAUAUGAAGCAGUGUUGGGAAGUCGACGUCAGUUACAAGAAGGCAUGGCAUGGCACAAAAAAAGCAAUCGAGUGUGUGUACGGCAGUUGGGAGUCGAACUUCGCAGAACUCCCUCA
Molecule: messenger RNA, 1074 nt
Organism: Striga hermonthica
Lineage: Eukaryota; Viridiplantae; Streptophyta; Magnoliopsida; Lamiales; Orobanchaceae
Source: the annotation of a GenBank genome assembly